Clonostachys rhizophaga is the source of this 1020-nucleotide messenger RNA. The record is from the annotation of a GenBank genome assembly. Lineage: Eukaryota; Fungi; Ascomycota; Sordariomycetes; Hypocreales; Bionectriaceae.
AUGGCAACUGUUCCCCCUACCACUAUUUACCCCAAUGGCCAUGUCGGUUUCGACAGCAUUACCUCCCAGAUUGAGCGCAAGCUCUUGAAGCGCGGUUUCCAAUUCAAUGUCAUCUGCGUUGGCCAAACCGGUCUCGGUAAAUCGACCUUGAUCAACACCAUCUUCGCCUCUCACCUUAUCGACUCCAAGGGUCGCAUGCAGCCCGAGGAGCCCAUUCGUCAGACCACCGAAAUCCAGGCUGUUUCCCACAUCAUUGAGGAGAACGGAGUUCGCCUGAGGCUCAACAUUGUCGACACCCCUGGCUACGGAGACCUCGUCAACAACGAUCGUUGCUGGGACCCUAUCGUCAAGUAUAUCAAGGAUCAGCACUCCGCGUACUUGCGAAAGGAACUCACGGCGCAACGAGAGAAGUACAUUCAGGACACCCGUAUCCACUGCUGCCUCUUCUUCAUUCAGGCUUCCGGCCACUCGCUCAAGCCUAUCGAUAUUGUCGUAUUGAAGAAGCUUUCCGACGUCGUCAAUGUCGUUCCCGUCAUCGCCAAGGCCGAUACCCUGACUGUUCAGGAGCGUCUGGAGUUCAAGGAGCGCAUCAAGGAGGAGUUCGCUUUCCACAACCUCAAGAUGUUCCCUUACGACAGCGAUGAAUUUGACGACGAGGAGCGCGCCACAAACGAGAAGAUCAAGAGCCACGUUCCCUUCGCCGUUGUCGGAUCUGAGAAGAGCAUCAUUGUCGAUGGCAAGCAAGUUCGUGGUCGCCAGAACCGAUGGGGUGUGAUCAACGUCGAGGACGAGAACCACUGCGAAUUCGUCUACCUCCGCAACUUCCUCCUCCGCACACAUCUCCAGGACCUCAUCGAGACGACCUCGCAGACUCAUUAUGAGACUUUCCGUGCCAAGCAGCUUCUGGCUCUCAAGGAAAGCAACACACAUACCGGUGGAGCCAGCAGCCGACCCAUUAGCCCUUCUGCUGAUCGCGAACUGAGCCGCAACUCCCACAGAAUGACCAUGAACGGUUAUUAA